Sphenostylis stenocarpa is the source of this 465-nucleotide messenger RNA. The record is from the annotation of a GenBank genome assembly. Lineage: Eukaryota; Viridiplantae; Streptophyta; Magnoliopsida; Fabales; Fabaceae.
AUGGCUCCGGCUAAAGUUGAUAGUUCUAAGAAGGGUGAUCCAAAGGCACAGGCCUUGAAAACUGCUAAGGCAGUUAAGUCUGGUCCUACCUUUAAGAAGAAAGCGAAGAAGAUCCGAACAUCUGUGACAUUCCAUAGGCCAAAGACAUUGAAGAAGGAUAGGAACCCUAAGUACCCUCGCAUUAGUGCGCCACCAAGGAACAAGCUUGACCACUAUCAGAUUCUGAAGUACCCUCUCACCACCGAGUCUGCUAUGAAGAAGAUUGAGGACAACAACACUUUGGUUUUCAUUGUUGACCUGCGUGCCGACAAGAAGAAGAUCAAGGAUGCAGUGAAGAAAAUGUAUGACAUUCAGGCCAAGAAAGUGAACACCUUGAUCAGGCCUGAUGGCACCAAGAAGGCUUAUGUCAGGUUGACCCCUGACUACGACGCAUUGGAUGUGGCAAACAAGAUCGGCAUUAUAUAA